GCCGCCUUCACUCCCUCGCUCACACUCACUGCGGCGCGCUACGCGCACUCCACCGCUGCGUCGCCGCUAGAGAGACGCGAUGGAUUUAUUCCUGCACUAGAUACAUGGGAAAUACGCUUUUACUCUGUUUUAAGGUAUGACCCAUGAGCCAAAGUCUCCAUCAUUAGGAAUGAUCUCCGCUGCACCAUGCACCAUGGCCACUGUAAGCCCCCUGACCCCUUCCCCCAUCAGCGGGGCAAUGGUAGCCAACGGAAGCCCGGCGUCCCAGUCGGCACACUCUGGAUUUGCUGCCGCUCUCCGCAAGCUAGCUAAACAGGCCGAAGAUCCAAGAGGUUCCAUUAGUAGCGAGUCAUCACAUGUUUCCUCCCCCGUGACCAAUCACAUUUCUCCAGUCGGUACGCCGAAACGGAUUGCAAUGGGUACGAGCUUGGGCCCUCCCACUAGUACACCACCUGUGGUCACCAUCGCCCCGACUAAAACAGUCAAUGGCUUUUGGAGGUCUGAAGGCCGUCAGGCUGAAGCAGGAUUGAGAGUGUCAGGUCAGGAGCGUUUGCCCUCAGACCGGCCUCUUCCAGCCCAGGAGAAGACCUCCCUCUCCCUUCCUCCAUACCUGGCGGGCACCCAUCCUUUCAGCAUGACCUCGAGCACUCUCAUGCAAGACCCUCGUCUUCAGACUCACCUGCAACGACACGUUCCUCACAUGCUACUAGCAGGAGCUCAGGAGGAGUAUCUUCGUGACGGGUUCCGUCCGUACGCCUCGGCAGAAGAGCUGCGUAUGCCGGUGCUUCCUCUAGGGCUCGGCCCGGGGGCUGCAGCUGAUGCUCUUGCAUACUUUCACUCAGGAUAUUUACCACAUCCCUCUCUCGCCUCAUACAGGAUGGAAGACUACUACAAUCUGUCUGCCCUCCGCUCGUAUUACCACCAGCUUCCAGAAGGUGGAGCCAUGCAAGCCCUGCAUCCCUCCGCUGUUCACCUGCCGGUGCCGGGAGGGUUUUACCACGGUGACAUCGCACAUCCAUCGCUCAGGGCUCUUCACUCAGAGAGGCUGCAGAUGGAAGAAGAUCUUCGCCAGCACGAGAGAGAAAAGGACCGAGAUAAAGAGAGAACGCGUGAAAUCGAACGGGAGCGGCAAUGGGAGCGCGAGGUGCAGAGGGACAAAGAGAGAGAGAGAGACAUGGGACGGGAGAUGGAGAUUAAGAAGGAGAGGGUGAGAGAGAUGGAGAAACGCUACCUGAGCCACGAGGUGCACACGAACCAGCACUCGAUCUCUCACGUGAACUCUCACUCGCUGGGUCAUCCGUUCACGCACCGGCAGCCGGUGAAGGACAGAGCCAAGCCGGAGGACAGACUCACUGCUAAUAGACCGGACAAAACCAAAGAACCUUCGUUGCUCGUAGCUCCACCCGGCCCGUACGCACCUUCUGGAGGUCCACCUUCCAUCUCAGCCUCAGGCCUUGGAUCCUCUUCAGGGCUCCAGUUUGGAUCAGGUCCUGGAAAAGCCCAUCGGCCCAUGAUAACUCCCAUGAUGCUCCAGCAGCCCGAUGAGGAGGACAGAUGGCUGGCCAGACCGAGAGCACUUAAGGUGGAGAAGGUGGACAGACAAGGUCAGGUGCUGUCAGAGUUUCCCCAGCAAGUUAGGGAGAAGCGUCAGGAUCCGGGACGACCCACUGAACCGACAGAAACGCACAGAGAAAGGUACAGCGGACACCAUAAUGACGUAGGUGUCAGAGACCAACCUCAACCCCUGGGUGCACCGCCUCCGCUAAUAUCCCCGAAGCCUCAGGCUCGAGACCACCGCCCAUCCCCUCCCACUCUCUGGAACCCCGUCUCCCUCAUCAACUCCGACCGGCCCCUAUCCCACAUCCAUCCUUUCUCAAGGAACACCAAACCUAAACCUCAAGAAGAUGAGUCAAGGCAGCAAGGCGCCUCUGAGAAGACCACCUCCAUGCCGAUCAACAGCCUCCUUGAUUCUGGUAAAUAUCUGGCCGAGCUUGAGAAGUCAACCAGAAGUUUUUUGAGCCAGCAGAGGAACUUCUUCUCUCAGUCUGGAUUUAGAGACUACGGGCAAACUCAGGGGUCAGGUUCUCAUAGGCUGGCUGUUGAAAGAUCAGACCCCAUGAUGGUGUACGACCAGGCUCUGCAGCAACACAGGAGGCUGGUCAGCAAACUAGACCUGGAGGAGAGGAAACGCAGAGAAGCAAGAGAGAAAGGAUAUUAUUAUGAAUUGGACGACUCUUAUGAUGAAAGCGAUGAGGAAGAAGUUCGAGCUCACCUGAGAAGAGUUGCUCAGCAACCUCCUCUCAAACCAGAUGCAUCGAAAGAGAAAAUGGAGUUUCUGAAUAUAUUCGGUGUGACCACCCUUUCCAAGCGUGAUGAGCUUCUGGAGAUAAAGAGGAGAAAGAGAAGGAGACUUAUGCUGGAGAGAAGCCCGUCACCUCCAGCGGUGCAGAACAAACGAAAAACCCCCUCUCCUCCCCAACCUCAUCUCACAACACGCUUCACUCCAGAAGAGAUGGACAACACCAGUGAACUUGAGGACAAGAAGCAUUUCCUCAGUAUGUUCAGCUUGAACCACAUCAGCGUGGAGGAAAGAAAAGAAAAUGAGAAGAUCACAAGCUUGCUGGAAGCCAUCAAACAAAAAAACGUAACUCUGGACUCGCUCAGAUAUGCCUCAGAUACUCCUUGUUUUAGCCCGUCAGAUACCUCACAUCAGUCAACUAGUAAUGGUCACCCUGAACACGUAAAUAGCUCAUCCGACAACCUUCGAUUUGAAGACCCUCCACCGCUGGCUCCUCUCAAAGCUUCAUGCCAACCCAAGGAGGCGUCUCCCGUCAGAAGGGUUACAAGCCUGCAGGCCAGUGCUCGGCCGCUCCUCGCCCCACCCAAGGAUCACCCUCCAGGGCACAAUGGACUAAAUGGCAGAUCCAGAGCGUGGGAGAGCAUAAACCAAGAGGAGUUCGCUCAGCACUUUCAUCAGUCUGUACUGCAGUCCACUCAAACAACACAACAGAGACAGAAAGCAGGUGCCACAUUAGGAGCGAGUGAGCAUAUUGAUAAUGCAUCGCAUCAACCUCCAGGUCUCCAUAAGGCAUUCAACAAACCCCCUCAAACACAGACCAAUGGCCACACCCUCAAUAUACCACCCCAUAGAGACUCUCCGGGUGCGAGGCAGGAUCUUUCAGAUGAAGAAGGCAUCAGUACGGAUGAAGAUGAUGGAGAGGAGACUUUCAGUCCCAGGUGGAAAGGAAUUGAAGCAAUAUUUGAAGCAUAUGAGGAGUAUAUAGAAGAGAGAAGUUUGGAGCAUCAGGUUCUCCAAAGCGAGUGUAGACGUCUUGAGACGCACCAUUACAAUCUCACGCUGACAGCCGAGCAGCUCUCUCAGAGCAUGAGGGAUCUGUUGGCACAGAAGCACAAUCUGGCAUUAAAGAGAGAUCGUAUGCAGGCCGAACUGGAGCACUUGAAGAAAUGCCUGGCACUGCCCCUGUUUCAUUGGCACAGGGGACAUUACAAGAGACCCUCACCCAGGUGACCUCUCUCAACCUUAUGGUGUACCACUGAAACUAAUGGACGGUGAGGAUGAGGAGGGAGAGGACAAAGCUAUCAGUCAUUGUCUGGUGCCAAUGUCUGAUGCCUCACUGUGAUAUUCAGCACUGGAAACUCGCCCACCAGAUACAGUAUCUGAACAAAACAGGCAUCUGAAGAAUAUAAAUAUCUAUCACUUAACCCAAUCUGACAUUUAAAAGAUCAUUGCCAAGAAGGUGCAGAAAAGUAGUCCCAGACUAGAGAUCAAGACAUAAUGGCAUUAUUCCACAUGUAAAAGAUCUUGAUACAAUUCAAACUGACUUUGGAUCUUUCGUGCCCCACGCAGGGGAUGAGUUGCUAAAAUGUUUUUUUUUUCAGAAAUGUUCAGUUAAAAUAUUUUAAUAUUUAUACAGUUUCUUAAAGAAAUGUGAUUGUGUAAAAUACAAAUAUGUCAAAAUCACAUUUUAUAUGUUUUUAUUUUUAAUGAUUGAUUAUAAAAGGCCUGUCAUUUGGAAUAUAUAAAUAUUUUGUUUUUUUUGUGGAGGGAAGAUGUGUUGGUGGGGUACUGCUGGUCAGAAUGUUGAAAAUACGUGGAGGAAUAUUUAGGUGUAUUACGUUGGGAAUAUUGGCUUAGUUUAUUUACCCUUGUAGCACUCUUUAAACAAUGUUCCCAGUGUUUUUAUAUUCACUUUGGCAUUAAUCAAUCUCAGUCUUUCACUGUCAAAUACACAUAUAGCCACUAUAAUAAAUAUGGCUGACAAAAUACUAUUAUUAUUACAUAACCGAUGUGUUAAAUAUUUAUGUAAUAAUGCUUGUUACACACUUUUUUAUGAAAAUUAUUAUCAUUGAAAUGUCUUGUCAUUUGGCCACGAUUAUUAUAUCGUCAGCCUAGCUGCCAUAGAAACAGGUUAUGCAUUUGUAUACUUGGAUAUUAGUGCCACAAAACAUUCUCCAGCAGCACCUACUGUAAAAAAAGCCCAUACAAACUUAUUUAUAAUGAAAUUAAACGGCACUUCACCAGGUGAUAAACACUUGUUUCAAUAUAUACAAAUUUCCCAAAUUUGUUACUUAAGGACAUGAAGGUCUGUAGUUAGUAUUGCAACUUUAUAAUGGUUAAAAAAAAGAAUGAAGUAUGGAAAUGUAUCUAUUUGUAGGAAAUUAAAAGGAACGGCCAUAAAUGGUUGUGGCAAACAAAAACAAGUAAAAAAACUGUGAAUUGUUUUUAGUUGUAAUUUUUAGCGGAAUGAAAUGUAAGUUAAUAUAUUGUUUGUUGAAAGUAGAAAUGCUUAUUUAUAUUGGUAUUACUGCUAAAACGUCUUGUUUGAAAAGGUUUAAUUUCUUGCCAUAUUUUGUCUACAAAAUAAAAUUCUGUUGGAGAAAGUAAAAAAUGUGAUUUAGCUACAACUGUAACACAAUCUUUCAGUUGUUUCUUGAUCCUAUUUGAAUAAAAAAGAAAGAAAAUUUCAAUUUUAA
Triplophysa dalaica is the source of this 4995-nucleotide messenger RNA. It is a transcript of the gene gse1a, whose product is annotated as Gse1 coiled-coil protein a. The coding region runs from base 137 to 3529 and encodes 1130 amino acids. The transcript is spliced from 16 exons. The record is from RefSeq and is a predicted model, not a curated record. Lineage: Eukaryota; Metazoa; Chordata; Actinopteri; Cypriniformes; Nemacheilidae.